AUGCCGUGUUGCGGAGUAGCGGUGAGGGCCCCUAGUGAUCUGGUGGUGUUCAGCACGAGGGGAAAUCUGACCGUCUGCUGGACCAGUCCACCUGAUGACCCACCAGAUGGUUAUCACAUCACAGCCCACCCACUCAGUCACCCCAGUGCCUCUUCACUGUGGAUAAACCAAUCCAGUCCUGGUGCACUCUGGAUAAAUCAGUCUAUGUGCAUUGACUUGGGCACAUUUACCCCAGGUCAGACUUAUGAAGUAGGAGUGGUUGCACUGAAGAAGGAUAAUGACAGGAGCCACAUGACCAGCGUCAUACACACCACAGGAUCAGAGUACCAGCUCAGGGUUCACAGCACCAGCCGGGAGCAGACGGGACCACCUUACUAUACCCGCCCCAUAAAAACAAGUCUGGUGCCUCCCAGCAGAGUGAGGGAGGGCGUGGUGACAGAUUCAUCCAUAGAGCUGCUUUGGGAUCCAGCACAGGGACGGGCUCACAGCUACGAGGUCAUCUGCCUCAACUGUGACCAUUCACGAAUGGUGCAGAAGGUCUUCAGUCAGAAUGCAGUGUUUUCUAGUCUGACUCCAGGCAGGCUCUACAGCUUUGCAGUGCGAACAGAGAGAGAGUCCUUCACAGACAGUUCGCCCGUCACCAUCAACAUCACUGCAGUCCCAGAGGUACCACAGGAAGUGGCUUUUUCAGAGCAGGCUGUGACAUCUGUGUUUGUCACCUGGAGACCACCACCAGGACAGGUGGAGAAGUACAAGCUUGUUUUUGGCCUGCUGUCCGUGGACAGGAAGUCAUGGAUUGAGGUGCUUGUCCUGGGCACGAGUUACGAGGUCAGGGAUUUGAUCCCAGGGUCAGACUACGGUGUCAACAUUCAGAGUGUGUUGGGCUCAGACACCAGUCAGGUGGUCCACAGAGAGCUCAGCACUCGUCCAGCAGGAUUAUGUGCCCUCCAUUUGGACACUGUGAACGCUUCCUCUGUCUCUGUGAGCUGGGACACUGCGUUUGGAGAGUUUGACUUCUACAGAGUCACUGUCGCUAACACCUCGGUCACAAACACACUCACCAUACCCAAGGAGGAGCGGGUUGCCAUCGUUACAGGGCUGGUGGACGGCUGUAGCUACAACGUGAGUGCUGAGAGAGUGAGGGGAGUGACAGCGGGGAGCGCUGCCUUUCUGACCGUAACCACAGUGCCAGCCCGUGUUCGAGGAGUUCAUGUCCUGAAUGUGUCUGCACGUGCAUUCUCACUACGCUGGGAGCAGGCGGUUGGGUGUGUGGAUCAUUACCAAGUGAGCCUGCUACCUAACCACGGAAAAGUAACAGUGCACCCUGGACAUGAUGGAUACAUUCAGGCUGAUGUGGUCAAUGUCAGUCCAGGGACACAAUACAGUGUAACGGUCACGGCAGCCUCCUCCUCCAACAUUAGCCCAGGAGUCAGCCGCAUGAUUAAUACUAAUGAGAGUGUACCUGGUCCACCUCUGAGCCUAGAAGGAGAGGCUGUAGGUUCCAAUGGUAUUCUGCUGUCCUGGACCAUGCCACCUGAUGUCGACAAUAUUGAUGGAUAUGUCAUCAGGUACAAGGAAGUUUGUCCCUACCCUGAUCUCACCUUCACACAGGUGACCAAGAACCUGGACAUACCAGAGACUCUGCUCACUGACUUCACCUCAGGGUCUACAUACCUGAUUCAGGUAGCAGCCAUAGCUCCAGCUGGAAUAGGAGCGUUCAGCAAAUCUUUAUACAUAAAGACCGCUGAGUCCCCCCCUGGUCUGGUCACCAACCUGACAGCGUUUGCUCAAAACCACACCUUUGUCAUGGUUACCUGGUUCCUGCCACAUCGCAUCAACGGCCUCAUCACUAAGUUUGCUGUCAAGGCAAAACACGCUCGUACCGGGCAGACGGUCCGCGUGCUGGAGGUCAAUGCGGAGGACAUCAUGACCGGAGCGCUGCCUCACUGCAACGAUGCAGCUGAUAUCCUGUCUCGUGCAACUCCGAGUCCAUUGGAGAUAACAGCCUCAUCUCCACCCAUCACCCUCUCCGCCGUGCCCCCUGCAGCUUCCUGGAGUGUGCCCAUAUCAGUAGGAGUUGAUCAGCUGCGACCUUACACUGCCUAUCUAUUCGAGGUGUCUGCCUUCACCUCUGAUGGAGAGGGACAGAUAGCCUCCACUAUGGUCCGCAUGCCAGAGUCAGCCCCAGAAGACUCACCACAAAACUUCUCUGUACUGAACAUGACGUCACGAUCGAUCUCCGUGUCCUGGAACUCUCCUAACAUUAUCACAGGGAAAUUCACCUACAUGCUCUACCUUUACGGACCUACAGGAUAUCUGUAUGAGAACAGCACAGGAGACAUGCGGUUUGCUUUUACUGGUUUGACCCCCUACACGACGUACACGGUGGCCGUCCGAGCCAAAGCAGCAGGAGAAGUGGGCCCAGCAGCACAGGAAGACGUACUUACACCUGCUGAAGCGCCCAGUGCAGUGCAGAACCUGAUGGCAAUAGCUGAGGAUUCAGUUUCGAUCCGUGUGACUUGGAAAAGCCCUGCUCAGCCUAACGGUCUGAUCACCCAGUACAGACUGCAGGUCCUGGUAGCCGACACCCUGCUGCAGGACAUCACCCUCACUGCAGAAGUGAAUUCAACCGAUGCAUAUGAAGAUGAGACACUUCCCACUGAUGUCCAUAACAGCCCAAGUCGGCGUAAGAGAACUGCUGAGCUCAGUCUGAUCACGUCUCCACCGACUUUCACGGCCACUCUUUCUGAACGCACACUGCCCACCAGUGUAACAGUGAAAGAGGAGGUGAUGGACGUUAUGUCUGAGGAGUUGUCUUACCUGGUGUCAGAUCUGAAUCCCUUCACCGAGUACACAUUCAGGGUGACUGCUUCCACCACUGUGGGAGAGGGCCCUGCCACAGAUAUCUCUGAGAAGACCAGGGAACAGGUCCCUAGCUCAGUGCUUGAAGUGUCCUAUCAAAACAUCAGCUCCACCUCCAUACUAGUUAGCUGGGUCCCACCACUCAACCCCAAUGGACGGAUCACACAUUACACUGUCUAUGGCCUUAAACUGCACAGUAACCAGGCUCUGAAAUGGGUUACUAACACUACCAGCAUAUUGAUAACAGAUCUGGACAAGUAUACUGGUUAUAAGCUACGUGUGGCUGCAUCUACAGCUGUGGGAGAGAGCUCUCUUUCUGAGGAAGAUGACAUCUUUGUUUACACCUUGGAGGAUGAGCCUGACUCCCCCCCUGUGAACCUCACUGUGGUAGACACCAGCCCCUCCACUGUCACACUGGUCUGGUCUGCCCCAGAGAAAGCCAAUGGGGUGAUCCAACGUUACGAGGUCCUGUAUGAGAACGAAUCCUACUCUGCUGUGAUGAACACCUCCUCAAACCGAGUGACUCUGAUCAGCGUGAAGCCCUUCUCCUACUACAAUGUGUCUGUUAGGGCAUACACCCGUUACGGCCAUGGCAACCAAACAUCAGACACUUUAUACCUCCUGUCUGGAGAGGAUGUCCCAGGCAGUCCUCCAUAUGGCCUCUCCUAUGAGUCGAUCAGUCCUAGUGAGGUGAAUGUGACCUGGCAGCCUCCUCUGCUGCCUAACGGGCUCAUUACCCACUACAGCCUGGAGCUUUGGAAUUCCAGUCACUACCUGAACCUCACCUCGCCGUCCAACUACAUCCACAUCACGCAUCUGCGGAAGUAUGCACAAUACCGCGUCAUGGUGCAGGCACACACGCGUGUCGGGCCAGGAAACUUCAGCAGCGAGCCACUCAACAUCACAACACUGGAGGAUGCCCCAGACACACCUCCUCAGUUCAUCCGCUCCAGAAAGUUGUCAGACUAUGAGGUAGAGUUGUCAUGGCAACCACCACUAGAAGCCAAUUCAGAGAUACUCUACUACAUUGUCAGAGUUUGGAAUGAAACGACUGAGCUGUGGCAGAAUGUGACAGAGACAUCAGUGGUUAUUAAUGUGGACUCAGAGAGUCGCUACAAUGCCUCUGUCUCCAGCUGGACCAGACUGGGAGAUGGAGGAGUGCUGAUCUACAUCAGCUUUACCACCAGAGAUGCAGAGCCGUUUGACGCUCCACAGAAUGUGACUGUUGCAAAUGUGACCGCCUCCUCUAUCACCUUGCUGUGGCACCCACCCACUGAACCCAAUGGGAUCAUUGUACAUUACACCAUUUACUACUCUGAUAACAUCACUCUGACUAAGCAGAGGGUUCCAGUCUCAGACUUAGCUGCCCCUGCCUCUCCAGAUUCACCCCUCUCCUACACUCUGACUCGGCUGAUUGGAGGAACUAACUACACCGUGUGGAUGACCUCUAACACUGUGCAAGGAGACGGAGGGGUCCGGAGCGAGACACUUACCCUGUUCUUACCAGAGGACGCUGCUCCGCUCUCAGCCAAGCACCGGACCUCCAGGCCACCUUGUCUCUUCCGCACAGCCAAGCCCAUGCCAAGUGACUCAGUCCGAAACCUGACAGCUCAGAUCUUCAGCUCCACGGCCAUCAUUGUCAGCUGGGACCCUCCCCUGGAGCCAAACGGCCGUCCUUACUACCUGCUAACCUUACAGGAGGCCGGCAUCCCCCCAGAUGUAUCCAACCAAGGGACUCCAGCUGUCAACAAGACUAUCAAGCAUACCACCACUGACAAUGUCUUCCUAUUCACCAAACUCAGGAAGUAUUUCCCUUAUGUGCUGACCGUUACCCCGGCAACUGGUGCUGGCCCUGCCGACAACCAUACCAGCACAAUGUACCUAAGAACGGAUGACGACAUUCCUAGUUCUGUUCCUUUGCUGGUGUCCACCAGGAACCUGUCGUCAUCCUCCAUCGCUGUGGUCUGGCAGCGCCCUCUGGAGGCUAACGGGGAAAUAACCGAGUAUACCCUCACGCUGUUUGGCCCAGGGGGCUCCAACACAACACAUACUCCCAACACCUCCUUCAUCAUCACUAACCUACUUCCAUACACAGCUUACAACGUCACUAUUACAGCAGCAACGCGUAAAGGCUCGGGACCUUAUCUGCUGCUGCAGCUGCACACUGAUGAAGGAGGCCCAAUGUCCCCUCCCCGUAACCUGACUAUAUAUAACCACACGGCCGUCUCCGUGUGGCUGAGCUGGGAGCCUCCUCUGGAGCCCAACGGUGUGGUGAUACAGUAUGGCUUCAGGAUCCGAGACCUCAUCACACAGACCGUCACACACCAGAAUUCCUCUGGUCCAUCAACCACAGAAUAUCUAUCAGGCUUCAGGCCUCAUAGCUCUUAUGAGAUCAGUGUUUACAGUUACACCAGAGUGGGCCAUGGGAAUCAGUUCAGCAGCCCUGUGACCUUCACGACUAACGAGUCAGUCAACCCUAAUGGGCAGAUCAUUUUUUAUGAGAUUCUGGUGGAGAUGGACUUGCAGUCCUACACACGCCAGGCUACCUCAUCAGAGUACACAGUGACUGGGCUGUCACCAGACAUGGAGUACACACUCACUGUGGCUGCAGUCAACUCUGCAGGACCUGGAGACAGAAUGAACUGCAGUGCUUCCACUCUUUCUGAAUCAGUCCCAGCUGCCCCUCGCUUCCUCACCAUCUCUCAGGUGACACCUAAUAAUGUGACUCUUCAGUGGGCUCCGCCGCUCUCCAUACCAGGCCUGCUGAAAGAGUACCACAUCAUAGCACAGCUGCUUUCAACUGUUUGUGAAGCAAACAUCCUACCUACUGCACAGCCAGCCUCAGGGGACCAACUGACCCCAGGCUGCGUGGACUCUAAUGUCACAGUGUCAGUAAAUGCUUCAGAUAGCGGUGAAGAGAGCCACAACAGCAUCACACUCCAAUCCCUGAAUAAAUACAGGUACUACCGCUUCAAAGUGGCUGCUGUGACCAACGCUGGAGUUGGAGAGUAUACACACUGGAGUUAUGCGCGUACCCUCGCUGGAAACCCUGAUGCCCCUCCCCGUGACCUAAAAGUGACCUCCACCUCCAACAGCCUUCGCAUUGCAUGGAGUGCUCCAGCUGUUCUCUCUGGGCCGACAUCGUAUCUUGUGCAGGUCGAUGGUCCUGGUUUGAACAUCUCAAGAGUCCGGGCUCCAGGAGAGUUGAUGGCUGUUGUCGUGACUAACUUGACUGCUUUCACUCGUUACUAUGUGACUAUCACCGCCUUCACUGGUCCACUGGAACUGGCUGCCAGCGACGGGAAAGCUAUUGGACCUACUGAGUUUCAAACGCUGGAGGAGGAGCCAAAAGACCCUCCUAAGAAUGUGAUCGUAUCAGUUAUCCCAGAGGAAGUGAACAGUGUGAAGGUGACCUUCACGCCCCCAGAAGAGCCCAAUGGAAACAUCACUGCCUACUUUGUGUACAUAUACGAAAAGGACCAGCUGGUCAAGAACAUCAGCCUUAAUAUCAUCCAAAGAGACCAUAACACACUGACUGCUGUCAUAGAGGGCCUAAAAGGAGGACACAGCUACACUAUACAGAUUUCAGCAAGGAAUGGCGCCGGGAGGAGCCCGCCCAGUCCACAUGUCCAGAUAACUACAGGAAUCAAAGCCCCGGCCAAGCCAACCCAAAGACCCCAGGCGGUGCUGGGCCAUGGAGGGGUUGCCAUGGUAACCCACAGGAGUAUCACCAUCCGCAUGCCUGCCUGUUUCUAUAGUGACGACAAUGGACCAAUCACAAAAAUUCAGGUCAUCGUGGCCGAGUCAGGGGUGAAGGACAUCCAGAACCUGACCAACUGGAAGAAUGCAUUUUUUGAUCGUCCUGCCCCUUACCUGGCUGACAAGGGGUUCCCCAACCCGCCAUGUUUUUUGGGGGACGCAGGAACGUACGUGAUCGGAGACAACGAUGACUGUAUGCUGGGGAACAACACCGACAGUUUCUGCAAUGGACCUCUGAAGCCUAACACGGUCUAUGUGUUCAAGUUCAGAGCCACUAACAUCAAAGGCCAAUACACAGACUCUGAGUACUCUGACCACGUCAAAACUGCGGUGGACGGGCUGUUGACCAGGGAAGAACAGAUCAUUCUCGGUGUUCUGCUUUCCUUUUUCUUGGCUGUGUUACUCAUCAUCAUCAUCUGUGGCUCAGUCAAGAUCCAUCAGCGCAAGAAGGAGGGUGGGACUUAUUCACCAAGGGAGGCAGAGAUCAUAGAGACUAAGUGUAAACUGGAUCAGCUGAUCGCUGUGGCAGAUCUGGAGCUGAAACAAGAGAAACUCAACCGGCUUCUCAGCUACAGAAAAUCACUCAAACCUGUCAACAAGAAGUCUUUUCUGCAGCACGUAGAGGAUCUGUGUGCCAACGACAAUGCCAAGUUCCAGGAAGAGUUUGCUGAGCUCCCAAAGCUGCUUCAGGAUCUGGCCACCACAGACGCUGACCUGCCCUGGAACAAAUCCAAAAACCGCUUCCCCAACAUCAAACCUUACAACAACAACCGAGUGAAACUGCUGUCAGAACCGGGCACCGCAGGCUCUGACUACAUCAACGCCAGCUUCGUCUCAGGCUACCUGUGUCCAAAUGAGUUCAUAGCCACCCAGGGACCUCUGCCAGGCACAGUGGCUGACUUCUGGAGGAUGAUCUGGGAAACGGGAACCCGCACCAUAGCCAUGCUCACGCAGUGUUAUGAAAAAGGCAGAAUUCGUUGUCACAAGUACUGGCCCGAGGACAACAAGCCAAUGUCAGUGUUUAGUGACAUUCUCAUCUCAAAAGUGUCAGAGGAAGUCCUUCCUGACUGGACUGUCAGAACCCUGAAAGUAGAAAAGCACGGACACUACAUUCUGGUUCGCCACUUCAACUACACCUCGUGGCCAGAGCACGGGGUCCCAGAGUCCUGCAGCACUCUCAUUAAGUUUGUCAAAGCUGUCCGAGCUCACAGGCACGACAACACCACUAUAGUGAUUCACUGCAGUGCUGGUGUGGGAAGAACAGGUGUGUUUAUUGCCUUAGACCACCUCAUUCAGCACGUCAGAGAUCACGACUUUGUGGAUAUUUAUGGCCUGGUGGCCGAACUGCGCAGCGAGAGGAUGUGUAUGGUACAGAAUCUGGCCCAGUACAUCUUCCUGCAUCAAAGUACGCUAGAACUUCUAAACAACAAAGGCAACAGCCAAUCCAUCUGGUUUGUCAGCUAUUCUGCUCUGGAGAAGAUGGACUCCCUGGACGCAAUGGAAGGUGAUGUUGAGCUGGAAUGGGAAGAGACCACUAUGUAAAGACAAACUGAGGGACACCUGCACCUGAGGGACAGUGAGACACUUUGGGGACGUGACCUGUGCAGAGACCCUGGACAGGACCGCCUCCACCAUGCAAGGGACGAGGAAGCAGGAGGAGAAAGAGGAGGUGAACAACACAGUCUGAACUGAACGGUCCGUCAGUCGGCUCAAAGACUUCAAGAGUCAAGACUUUGUUGCUCCACUUCAACCAACUUCUCAGAUCAGUCCUCCCUUUAUUGAACCUCUUGUCUGCUUGUUUUCAAAGAGAGAGAGAGAGAGAGAGAGAAACACAAGGGAGAAGGGGACAAAUAAUUUCAGAAACGACAGGGAUAAUGGAGAAAUUGUGAGCUGACAGUGACAGCUCUAUCGCAUCUGUAAGCCCACAGGUACUUUGCACAGAUUGAUUUCAUUGUGUAUUGUAAUUACUUUAUUAUGCUGAUAUCAUCUGUGUUUUUUGUAAGAUAAUUUAUUCAGCCAAAAUGGUGCUUUGUUUUUCAAACUCCUUGUAAUUCUGCCGGUGUCGAGGAAU
Molecule: messenger RNA, 8692 nt
Organism: Seriola dumerili (greater amberjack)
Lineage: Eukaryota; Metazoa; Chordata; Actinopteri; Carangiformes; Carangidae
Gene: ptprq
Product: protein tyrosine phosphatase, receptor type Q
Exons: 55
Coding region: 1-8163 (2720 amino acids)
Biological process (GO): protein dephosphorylation
Molecular function (GO): protein binding; protein tyrosine phosphatase activity
Source: RefSeq, a predicted model, not a curated record